AUGUCGUUCGCCGGCGAAUCUGUCAUUGCUAACGGUCUGCUGCUGCUGCCGCCGCCGCCUGUGCCGUCGGCCGCGAUAUACUCCUCCAACGGCAGCUGGUAUCACCUGCUGCCGCCGCCGCCUGUGAAAGCGCAUCUGCACUUCAGUUUCGUUGACGAGGUUGACCAACAAGAGCCUGCACGCAUCCGUGCACAACAAGCAGACGAGUUCCAUCGCAGUGGCCUAGGUCAUGGUUGCUAUACUUUCAUAAAAGUAGAGGACCUUGAGCAGUCAAAGCAUUUCAAGGAUGACUCGUUCACCAUCAGAUGCGAUUUUGUCAUCCCGCAAGCUGCUGCUAACUUCAUCGAGGUCGGUGCUGAUGUGACAUUCGAGGUUGGCAGCGAGACGUUUGCCGCUCACCGGUGCGUGCUUGCGUCUCGUUCUGCAGUCUUUAUGGCGGAGCUCUUUGGUCCCAUGAAGGAAGGGACUACUACGGCUGGUGCCAUACAGAUACAAGACAUGGAGGCAAAUGUGUUCAAGGCCUUGCUUGGUUUCAUCUACACUGACUCGAUGCCCAAGAUGGAGGUUGAAGCACCAGAAGCUGGAUCUGACGUUGCGUGGCUGCAGCACUUGCUUGUUGCUGCAGACAGGUAUGAUCUCCAGCGGCUCAGGUCGAUGUGUGAAAAGAGGUUGUCGGAGCACAUAGACAUGAGCUCGGUCACAACCAUACUAUGUCUAGCUGUACAGCACCAUUCGUGCGGACUGAAGGAGGCCUGCCUGGAGUUCCUCAAAGUGCAAUCCUCUAAAGACCUGGGACAGAUUAUGGCGACCAGUGACUGGGAGCACAUUGCCGCCAAUCCCUCUGUUAUGAACGAGCUCGUCAUCAAGCUUGCUUCGAGAGUGUAG
Triticum dicoccoides is the source of this 885-nucleotide messenger RNA. RefSeq names its product BTB/POZ and MATH domain-containing protein 2-like. Gene Ontology annotation, molecular function: protein binding. The record is from RefSeq and is a predicted model, not a curated record. Lineage: Eukaryota; Viridiplantae; Streptophyta; Magnoliopsida; Poales; Poaceae. The transcript has 2 exons. Gene Ontology annotation, biological process: protein ubiquitination. Bases 1 to 885 code for a protein of 294 amino acids.